AUGGUCCCCUUUGGAGGAUUCAUGAUGCCCGUUCAAUACAGCGAUUUGGGCGUUGGUGAAUCGCACAAGUGGACGAGAGAGAAGGCUAGUUUAUUCGAUGUCAGCCACAUGGUUCAAUAUCACUUCACUGGACCCGGAGCAACUGCAUUUCUCGAGAAGAUCACACCAGCAGAUCUGCAAGCACUACCACCUCAUCAAUCUACCCUUUCAGCAUUGCUGCACCCCCAGACUGGAGGUAUCGUGGACGACACCAUCAUCACCCGCCUGACUGAGGACAAGUUCUACGUCGUCACCAACGCCGGUUGCAGAGAGAAGGACGCCGCUUUCCUGACCUCAAACUUGGACGCCUGGAACAACGCAAACCAGCCUCGCGUAGACAAGUACGAACUCAAGAACCAAGGACUGGUAGCUCUGCAAGGACCUCUGGCCGCCGACAUUCUUCAAUCUGUACUCGCCCCUUCCUCCGAUGAUAUUGACCUCAAGUCCCUCUACUUCGGUAGCUCCCGAUUCCUCACCCUCAGAUUUGCGUCCGGCGAGACUUCCAAGCCAGUUCUUGCCUCUCGCGGUGGAUACACAGGUGAAGAUGGCUUCGAGAUUUCCGUUGCACCCGAAGACACUGUCGCAGUCACAGAAUUGCUGCUCACAGCUGGCGGACCCGAGAAGCUGAGACUCGCAGGCCUGGGCGCCAGAGAUUCGCUCAGACUGGAAGCAGGCAUGUGUCUUUACGGCCAUGAUCUCGACGACAGCACAACACCAGUGGAGGGCGCUCUCGGCUGGAUCGUAGCAAAAGCACGUCGUUCGGCUCCUCGCAAUGAGUUCAAUGGUGCAGAGGUCAUCCUCCCUCAAUUGGUCCCUGUCAGCAAAGGUGGCAAGGGCGUUUCCCGUCGUCGCGUAGGAUUGCUCGUCGAAGGCGCCCCCGCACGCGAGGGUGCACAGAUCGUGGAUGCUGAAGGUCAAGUCAUCGGUGCAGUCACGAGUGGAUGUCCUUCGCCCACACUGAAGAAGAACAUCGCCAUGGGUUAUGUCAAGGAUGGUCAACACAAGUCUGGUACCGAGCUAGGCGUCGUGGUCAGAGGAAAGACGAGAAAGGCUACAGUCACAAAGAUGCCAUUUGUGCCUAGCAAGUACUGGAAGGGUGGCAUCUCACCUGCUUAG
Aureobasidium pullulans EXF-150 is the source of this 1155-nucleotide messenger RNA. RefSeq names its product glycine cleavage system T protein. Gene Ontology annotation, cellular component: mitochondrion. The coding region runs from base 1 to 1155 and encodes 384 amino acids. Lineage: Eukaryota; Fungi; Ascomycota; Dothideomycetes; Dothideales; Saccotheciaceae. Gene Ontology annotation, molecular function: aminomethyltransferase activity; protein binding. The record is from RefSeq and is a predicted model, not a curated record. Gene Ontology annotation, biological process: glycine catabolic process. The transcript has 2 exons.